GGCUUCAGAUCCCAAAGAAAUUUCGAGUGAGAAAAACAGAGAGCUGCAGGCCCCUGGUACCUGCACCCCUGGCUCCGCGUCCACCGCCCCCUGGACUGCAAGGCCGUCCGCGGGCCGCCGCCUGGCCGGGUCGGAUUGCUUACAUGCUGCUGCCUCCAGGCCCGCGUUCCCAGCCGUAAGCCAGCGCACAUUUAUAGAACACUUCCAUGUGAUCCUGGGGGAGGACGGACCGCGGGCCGAGGGCAGUGCUGAAAAAUUCUAAUAUCAAGAACAGAGGGCCUUUUCCCCUUCUCUGCUCUUCCUGCUGAGAGAUACUGGUUGCCUCUGACAAAAUUCUGAGGAACUCUGGGCAUCCCGAAUCACAAUGGGCAACGAGAGCAGCACAUCGGACAACCAGGGGACUUCGUCGGCUCAGGGUCCGGGAUCCACACAGCCACCUAGGAACAGUCAGAAUGUAAGAAGGAAGCAGGGAGAACAGACCGGAAGCCCUGACUAUGGAGACUGGGCCAGCUCUGGGCAUGGAGGUUCCUGCUCCGCUUCUGAGGGUGCAGCCAGCCUGGAUCCAUGCUUCGUGUCCCCAGAGGUGAAUGAACCAAGAAAGUGCUCACAGGAAGCCAGGGGGCCAGCCGGUUCUCCACUGCCCUGCCCACCACCAUCCUGGGAGCAGGCCUUCCCCUCGGUCUCCAUGCCCUUUGCCGAGUGCCCCCCAGAAGUUUGCUUGGCAAACCCAGUAGUGGCUGGUGAAGAUGGUUCCCUGCUCCAAGGCCCCAGGAUGGAACCUUCCGCAAAUGCCCCAGAGGAUGCUGUGGCAGCAUGUGUCCCUGAGGGGCAAAGCCCCACUCAACACAGUGAUGGGAGAGAGAAAGAGCUGAAGGAAGAGGGACAGAAGUCUUCCUCCUCCGGCCAGUUGCCAGAAAUUCCACCCGCCAACGAUCUGAUGAGGACACAGCUGUGUGGCGAGGGAACUUUAGGGCCUGGCGCUUUAGGGCCCUCAGGGAAAGAGGCUGCAGGUGUUUUCUCCCCUGCAGAGACCAGGCAGGGGGCAGCUUCUGUACAAGUGGCCCCUGAGGCCCCAGCUGCAGCCCAGCCGGGCAAGGAGAGCCCAGCUGGCAUGGAGGAUUUCCCCCAAAACCCUGAGACGCUGCUCCCACAAGACCCAGCCCCUGGAGCCUUGGACAGAGAAAAAUGCCAAAUGGAAGUGCCACUGUGGAAUCUAACCAAUGACUCGGAAUUCCUCGGGGCCUGCCGUCCUGCUCAAAGCACUUCUGGGGCUGCCCAAGAAGCUGAAGUGAAUGCUGUUUCCCAGGAAAGCUGCCAGCAGGAGGUGGGAGAGCCCCGGCUGCGCACAGAGCUGCCCUUGGACUCGCUGAGUCCUGCCCUGGUGCCCGGGGCUGGGGGCUCUCGGGAGGACACUGUGGACAUGAGUGAGGCUCAGAGUCACUCGGAGACAGGAGCUCGAGGAACCGAGCCUAGGGACAUUGUCCACGUUGCAGCAGGUGACCAGCCCAAAGCGGGUCUGCCUGUGAGUGCCGAGCCUUCUCCUCUUGUUCUGAUGGAGGAAACGCAUCCGGCUUCAAGCCUCCCUUCAGGCCCAGCUGCUCGGGCUCCUACUGCUGCAGAAGAUCCCAGCUGGGGGACCAGGGAGCCAGUUUCCAGGGCUGAGAUGCCAGUUCCCGGGGCUGAGACAUCAGGUCCUGUGGAUCCUGCCAACGAGCUGGCAGAAGCAGGGUGGACGGGCCUGGAGAAACACGUGUCAUGGAUCCAAAGUGAGAGACAGAGUCCAGGAGGGAGCCCCCGAGAAAGUCCUGUCCCCUCACCCGAGGAGGAGAGGGGCGCACUCUCAAAGAUGGAGCCAACCCGUGAAAUCCAGGAUCUGUCGCCCCCUCCAGCAACCAGUGCAUCAGAGGAAAGCACCAGAGGAUCCCCAGGGGUGAACGAUGAAGCCCAGGUCCCUGCGGAUGCCAAGUGGCCAGCUGUGGCCGAACAGGAAAGCAGCUUACCUGGAGAGAACCCCGGAGGACAAGAAGCCCCCCAGGGACCGGAAGGUGCAGAUCCCGGGAACCUGGGGGAAGAGGAAGCCCAGGCCUCGGGGGGCAAGCCCGACCCAGAGCCGCACAAAGACAAGGUUUCAAAGCCAAGUGGUGAUGUAGAGAGCCAAGUCCUUCCCAGCACAGACUCAGUUAGGAAGGAGGGGACAGGGCCCGACUGUCGGUCAGAGGACACUGCUGUGUGCUGGGCAGAAGCCCCCGGGGCCGAAGCGGCCAGCUCAGUGCACGAGCCCCGCGAGGAUGGCCCCGCCCCAGCUCCUGGGCCUGAUGGAGCCGUCGGGGCGGGACCAGGACUGCAGGCCCAGGGUCCUGACCCCCUUCAGGACCCGGCAGGGUUGGAAAGAAGGGGGUGUCUUCCAGCUUUGGAGGCUGAGGAAUCAGCUUUCCUGCCAACUCCUGCAGCUGAGGCUCUACCCAAAGCCCAGGCAAUGGGGAGUGCACCUGAAAUCAAGACUACAGGCCACCCGCCCGUGCAGAGGCCAGGCUGCUGGGAAAGGGAGGGUGAACGGACAUCCCCGGGCCCACCCCCCGGACUGGGGCGUGAUGCAGCUGGACAGGAAGUCAGCGCUGAUGUACCAUGUCCCCCCGAGGGGGGUGUAUUGGCAGUGGACAGCGGGCUCACAAUGCUCAACCUGAAGCAAGAUCAGCAGGGUUGGCUCCAGCCCUCUCUCUCACCUGACGAGGGUCUCCAGCCAUCCCAGCCAGACCCAGGAGCCCCCAUCUUUGAUCUGCUCGGGGAGAAGCCUCCACCAGCUGAACACAGGAAAGAGACUUAUCCAAGAGCUCCCGGUUUUGAGAACCAGGGCAUGGAUUCUUCCCAAAUACACGUACCCAUGGACUGUAGGGAGGAUUUGAAUUUGCCUGCCCAUGGAGGGCAGGAGCAGGCUUUUAGACCAGAAAUCCAAAGCGAGCUCCCCAAAGGCAGUCUGUCUGAUGCUCCAAGUUCAGAUCCCGAGGACACGGUUCUGGGGAGUCCCCCAAAAGAGCAGUCAGAGUUGUCUGCACUAGAGGAGAACGGGCAAGAAGGAGCAUGCAGGGGUGGUCAGCACCCGAGGGUCUCACCUCCUGCAGCUGACGCCCUAAAAGACUCUUCUCCUGCUGGUGACCUGAGCAGAAAGGAAUGUUGCUGUGCAGAUCAGGGACUGAGCAAGUCCCAACAGGAGUCGGGCGAUGCUUUGAAAGCAGGCAGCCAGUGUGAAGAAGCACGUCCAGGGGCUGGUGCUUCUGAGGCAGCUGACGCACUGCCCCCGUUUCAGGACUUGGGAAAGACAGAGAAGGCAAGUGGAGGCGGAGCAGGGGCCCCGCCUUGUUGUCCAGACUCAGCAGCCCUCCUGGAUGUGGCUCAGUGCCCACCAGCCCCAGUGCCUGCCAGCCCCGGGGUCACACCCACCCAGGAUGCCCCCGAGAGAGAGGCUGGUGAUGAAACCACAGGAGGCAGGCAGCAGCCAGUGCUGGCCCUGCAGAAGGACAUGGAGCAUCCUGCCCUCUCAGAUGCAGAGGCCCAGAAGCUUCUUGGAAGUUUCCCACUCACCGAGGACCAAGGUUGUGAAGGUGCUGCUGUUGGGACUGGUGGGAAUGCUGAAGGAGGAAACCUGGCGAUGCAGCAGGCUCCAGAGGAACCUGGAGACACUGCUGUGCAUGGCGGCUGCCUUCAGACUGAGCGCUGUCCCACUCCUGGGCACGAAGCUUCCACCGCUGCCCUAGGGGAGCUCUGCCAAGCUGAGCAGCCCUCUGCCAGCUGUCAGGAUGCCUGGCUGCCUGCCAGCGAAUCGGGUGCAAUUCUCAGGAGCCCCUUGGAUAUUUCUGCCUGCCUGGCUAUCCCCGAUCCUGAGAUGCGGCUGCCGGCUGGGCCACCACAAGAGGUAUGCCCUGACACUCCUUACCUGAAUAUAGGUGGUGCUGCCAGGAAAGCUGCAGAAAGCAGUGGGGCAGCAGCUGUUUCUUCUCAAGGCCCCAGAGCCCCUCGCGAAAGCCCUUGCCCCAAAGGAGAGCUGCUCUUUAUCUCUGAAAAUGCUGGCCCCGUGAAGCUGGCUGCUGGCCACCUUGACUCCCUGCAGCCAGGUGCUGCUGGUGCGGAAACCUCUGCAGUGCCAACCUGUGGUGGUGGAAGCCCCAAAGCUGGGCCAGGUGAGCCAUCUGUGGACUCUAUACCAUACCUGGACAGGACACCGCUUCUGGCCAAAGGUAAGCAGAUGACAGGUGAAGAGAAAUCAGCAACAGCUCCCGGAACAGGUGGGGAGGCCGGUGAGAGUUCCACAUGCCCUGUCAGUGAGGAGAGCACAGCAGGUGAGCCAACAAGGAAGAAAGAGAGCAGCGGUGAGAGGACAGUAGAAUCUUCCAGGGAGAUGAGGCAGGACACGCCGGGUGCUGUGGACACAAGUCCCAAGCAGGCCGGCAUGACUCUUGGGCUCCUCGACUUCAGGGGACACAUCACCAGGAUUUUUGAGAAGUCCGUGCUCGGAGCCCUGUCGGCCAAGCGGCCCCAGAGCACACCAGGGGAAAAGGCGGGAACUGGGAUGCCUCCGGUGGGCAAGGACCUGGCCGUGCCACUGAGCCCAGAGAAGCUUCUAGAUGGGACUCAGAUUACGACCCUUACCCCUCUCCCUGCACCGAAUGCUGCACCCUGGGUGGACUCAAAGGAUAAGCAGCAAGAGCUGGGUUUCAAGGCUGAGCUUCCCCAUCUGGUUCCCUGGGAUCCAGCUCCAGAAAAGCUGCCAGGUGUGGCAGGGCCCCCUGCAGAGCAGAACCUGCCAGGUGCCAGUUUGGAGAAGGAAGUGGUUGGUGUCCCACAGAUGGUGGAUACAACCGAGAUGCCAGAGGCAGCUGGGGAAGCAUAUCCAGGGCUUAGAGGCCAUGCUCACUCACAGCAGGGAAGAGGUGAGCAGGAAUUAGCAUCCAGUCUUUCUUCCCAUGUGGCUAUGCAGGAGAUUCCUAUGGGAAAAGCUGCUGAUUUCCAGGUGGCUCCCCAGAGCCACGGAGAAGGAGCCUCAUUUCAAGAUGAAAGAACAUCCACCUGCAACAGUCAACACAGAGAAGCUGGUGCCUGGGGCUUUGCUAGCACAGAGGGUUCAGGUGACAUGGCAGUUUCCACCUCUGCCCUAGAAUCAUCUUCUCCACAAGGGGAUGUGCUGGCUGGGCCCGAGGCCAGCAGAGAGCCCUGUGCGCCUGGUGCUCCUGGGGGUGACAGGAGGAGUAGAGGUGCUGCCGGGACCUCGGGAAUGCAAAAUGCCCAGGGCAGCCAGGGUGUCCCCGAGCCACUGGCUGGAGCAGCAGCAGACACUCCCCCGGAGCCCAGCCCAGUGGCAGGAGCUGUGCAGGAGGCAGAGGGUGAUGUCACUUUGAGCCCAGCUGAGACGGGGGCACGUGCCUCUGGUGAUCUGCCUGAAACAGGUACUACGAGGGUGUCCUCCGGCGGGCUGUGUGACAUGGCACAGCCAGGGAGCCCUCGGGAUCCAGGCUGCUCCGACCGGGCUUGGGGGAUGGAGGACACAGCCACCCUGGGCACCGACAGCCCGGCCGGGUACCAGCUGGCUGGGGAGCUCCCCACUCCCGCUGGCGACGGGAAGGGGCACGUCCCCUCACCUCCUGAACCUGAUGAAACUCAGGACCAGAAGCUGCCAAACUUACCUCCCGAAGAGCUUCACUUGGCAAGAAAGGGCCCCGGGCCUGGCCCAGCCCCCUUACCUGUGGUUCCUGAGACGGAGGCUCCAAGUGCCACCAGCGAGGUCACUGCAGAUGAGGCCGGAGAUGCAGGAGGAGCAGAAAGUGCACCUGUAGUGGCAGAUGCCAUCCGGCCGGCUGUCCCUACAGAUCUGGAAACCCCACUCUCAGCUGCCCCUUCCCACCAUGGUGAUGGCACAGGCCAGCUGUUUGCGGAUCUGACAGCCCAGAGGACCUGCCCAGCUGCUGCCCCGGGGGAGCUCACUGCCCCGGCCUCGGAACAGGCAUCUUUGGCUUCUGCCCCAGCUGGUGAUGGAGUAGACGCUUCCACGCCCUCCAGGCAGGAUCUGACCAAGGACUUAAGCAGGAGUUCUGACUCUGAAGAAGCAUUCGAGACCCCCGAGUCGACGACCCCUGUCAAAGCUCCACCAGCGCCACCCCCUCCACCCCCCGAAGUCAUCCCAGAGCCAGAGGCCAGUGCACAGCCGCCCCCGGAAGAACCAGGAUGUGUUUCUGAGACGGUCUCCAUCUCCGAUGGCCCACGGAGCGAGUCAGUGGAAGGGAGUCCUUUCCGUCCUCCGUCACACUCCUUCUCUGCUGUCUUCGAUGAAGACAAGCCAAUAGCCAGCAGUGGGGCUUACAACUUAGACUUUGACAACAUUGAGCUGGUGGAUAACUAUCAGACCUCGGAGCCUCGUUGCUCAGACCCUAAGAAUCAGGAAUGUAAAGCGAACGCACGGAGGAAGUCCACGGAUUCCGCCCCGGUCUCUAAGUCUACACUCUCCCGAUCUCUCAGCCUGCAGGCCGGGGACUUUGAUGGUGCUUCGUGUUCCAGCAACCCCGAGGCUGUGGCCCUCAUCCCAGAUGCAUACAGCACGGGGUCGAACAGUGCUUCCAGUACCCUUAAGCGAACUAAAAAAACGAGGCCGCCUUCCUUAAAAAAGAAACAGAGCACUAAGAAACCCCCUGAGACCCCCCCAGUGAGAGAGACACAACAAGAGCCAGCUGAAGAGGGUCCCGUCCCCAGUGCGGAGCCUCCAGCAUCUGAGACAAAAACGGAACCGGCCAAGACGGAAGGUUCCCGACCAGCCUUCUCGGAGGAGACACCCCUGGAGCCUGCUGCUGUGCCCCAACCCGCCUGCCCCCUGGACCUGGAGAGUGUGGAAGGGGCCGUCCCCCCAGCUGCUGGAGGCGGCAGAGUACGGAACUCACCCCCUGUUGGAAGGAGACCGUUGCCCCUCACCACGGCCCCAGAGGCGGUGGAGGUGACCCCAUCGGAUAGCGGGGGGCAAGAGGAUUCCCCAGCCAAGGGCCUCUCCGUGAGGCUGGAGUUUGACUAUUCUGAGGAUAAGGGUAGUUGGGACAACCAGCAGGAAAACCCCCUUCCUACCAAAAAGACAGGUAAAAAGCCGGUUGCCAAAAUGCCCCUAAGGAGGCCAAAGAUGAAAAAAGCGCCCGAGAAACUUGACAACGCUCCUGCCUCACCUUCCAGGUCCCCUGCUGAGCCCAAUGACAUCCCCAUUGCUAAAGGUACCUACACCUUUGAUAUUGACAAGUGGGACGACCCCAAUUUUAACCCUUUUUCUUCCACCUCAAAAAUGCAGGAGUCUCCCAAACUGCCCCAACAAUCGUACCACUUUGACCCAGACGCUUGUGACGAGUCCAUUGACCCCUUUAAGACGUCCUCUAAGACCCCCAGCUCGCCUUCUAAAUCCCCAGCCUCCUUUGACAUCCCAGCCAGUGCCAUCGAAGCCAACGGAGUGGACGGGGAUGGGCUGAACAAGCCCGCCAAGAAGAAGAAGACACCCCUCAAGACUGACACAUUUAGGGUGAAAAAGUCGCCAAAACGGUCUCCUCUCUCUGAUCCACCUUCUCAGGACCCCACUCCGGCGGUCACCCCAGAGAACCCGCCAGUGAUCUCCGCGGUGGUCCACGCGACAGAUGAGGAGAAGCUGGCUGUCACCAAUCAGAAGUGGACGUGCAUGGCGGUGGACCUGGAGGCCGACAAGCAGGACUACCCCCAGCCCUCAGACCUGUCCACCUUCGUAAACGAGACCAAGUUCAGUUCCCCCACGGAGGGUAAGCAACUCGGUGGCCAGCUGGACCCCCAACCUGCCUUGGAGAAAACUGCUCCUAGGGAGCAGAAGGCCAGGAAAGAAACACCUAAGCCAGAGUUGGAUUACAGAAAUUCCUAUGAAAUCGAAUAUAUGGAGAAAAUUGGCUCCUCCUUACCUCGUGACGAUGACGCCCCGAAGAAGCAGGCGUUGUACCUUAUGUUCGACGCUCCUCAGGAGAGCCCGGUCGAGACCCCUCCAGUCCGGAUGUCGGACUCCCCGACCCCGUGUUCAGGGUCAAGUUUUGAGGAGACCGAAGCCCUUGUCAAUGCUGGGGCGAAAGUCCAGCAUCCUGUCUCACGAGGGCUGGUCCCCAACCAAGAGCCACCCUUGCAGGUGCCAGAGAAAUCCACCCAGAAAGAGCUGGAGGCCAUGGCUUUGGGGACAGCUUCAGACACGAUCGAAAUUACCGCUCCUGAGGGCUGCUUUGCCUCUGCUGACGCCCUCCUCAGCAGGCUGGCCCGCCCAGCCUCCCUCUGUGGCCCGCUUGACUAUCUGGAGCCCGACUUAGCAGAAAAGAACCCCCCAGUAUUUGCUCAGAAACUUCAGAGAGAGGUCACUCACCCAGCAGAUGUCUCCAUCUCCAAAGCAGCCUUGUACUCCCGCAUGGGGACCUCCGAGGUGGAGAAGCCCCCGGGCCUUCUGUACCAGCAGCCCGACUUGGACUCGGCGCUCCAGCUUGCCAGGACGGAGAUCAUAACCAAGGAGAGAGAGGUCUCAGAGUGGAAGGAUAAAUAUGAAGAAAGCAGGCGGGAAGUGAUGGAGAUGAGGAAAAUAGUGGCCGAGUAUGAGAAGACCAUCGCACAGAUGAUAGAGGACGAGCAGAGGGAGAAGUCCGUCUCCCACCACACGGUCCAGCAGCUGGUCCUGGAGAAGGAGCAAGCCCUGGCCGACCUGAACUCCGUGGAGAAAUCCCUGGCCGACCUCUUCAGGAGAUACGAGAAGAUGAAAGAGGUCCUGGAGGGCUUCCGCAAGAAUGAAGAGGUGCUGAAGAAGUGUGCACAGGAGUACCUGUCCCGGGUGAAGAAGGAGGAGCAGAGGUACCAGGCCCUGAAGGUGCAUGCAGAGGAGAAGCUGGACAGGGCCAACGCCGAGAUCGCCCAGGUCCGAGGCAAGGCCCAGCAGGAGCAGGCCGCCUACCAGGCCAGCCUGCGGAAGGAGCAGCUGCGUGUGGACGCUCUGGAAAGGACGCUGGAGCAGAAGAAUAAAGAGAUAGAAGAACUCACCAAGAUCUGUGAUGAACUGAUUGCCAAGAUGGGGAAAAGCUAACUUUGAACCAAACGUCCGGACUUGACCGUCACCUGCAAUCUGACCAUCGGCACACUGCUGUCCUUGCGGUUCUGUGGACAGGUUCUUUUUUCACUUUUUCGUAUGCACUACUGUAUUUCCUUUCUAAAUAAAGUUGAUUUGAUUGUAUGCAGUACUAAGAGACUAUCAGAAUUUCUUGCUAUUGGUUUGCAUUUUCCUAGUAUAAUUCAUAGCAAGUUGACCUCAGAGUUCCUGUAUCAGGGAGAUUGUCUGAUUCUCUAAUAAAAGACACAUCGCUGACCUUGGCCUUGCCCUUUGUACCUGAGUUCCCAGGGUGAGCAGCUUUUGGAUUUAAAAUGAACAUGUACAGCUUGCACAGGGACUCUUGCCUUAAGGAGUGUAAACUUGAUCUGCAUUUGCUGAUUUGUUAAAAAAAAAAAAAAAGGAAAAAAAAAAAGAAAAUGCAUGUUCCAAA
Messenger RNA from Choloepus didactylus (southern two-toed sloth), 9545 nucleotides. It is a transcript of the gene TACC2, whose product is annotated as transforming acidic coiled-coil containing protein 2. Gene Ontology annotation, cellular component: cytoplasm. Lineage: Eukaryota; Metazoa; Chordata; Mammalia; Pilosa; Megalonychidae. The record is from RefSeq and is a predicted model, not a curated record. Bases 365 to 9091 code for a protein of 2908 amino acids. The transcript is spliced from 22 exons. Gene Ontology annotation, biological process: cerebral cortex development; mitotic spindle organization; cell population proliferation.